Messenger RNA from Alternaria arbusti, 1401 nucleotides. RefSeq lists its product as uncharacterized. The coding region runs from base 1 to 1401 and encodes 466 amino acids. The transcript has 4 exons. The record is from RefSeq and is a predicted model, not a curated record. Lineage: Eukaryota; Fungi; Ascomycota; Dothideomycetes; Pleosporales; Pleosporaceae.
AUGUGCGAUACCAAGGACGCCGUUCGUAUCGACUCCGGCCUCAUUGAUGUCAGCAAAACUUUCGGACUGAAUCUCGCUGCUAAAGAUCGUGUAUCCUUUCGCAAGAAGACUGAGUGUACUGUUCUACCGGUAGAAGGAUACUACGAUGUCGUUGAUCUGGAAGAGAGGCCUAUGUGGAAACCCGAUUAUCGAGAGAUCCUGCCAGGAGAACAGGUUGCCGUCUUUUUCUACGGGCCAAGGACACCCCUCGAGACUGGAGAGAGCUACAUAGUACACCUUAUUGCGUCGAAUUCUAGUGGGAACCCAUGGGUGCCUCGAAAGAAGGAAACCAUUGCCCUAUCAAGUUGGAUUCCCAGGAGGGGAAUUGAACCUGUCAACCCCGAAGAAGCGGAAAGCGAUAUCAUCUUGAAGCAGUUCUUUGGUGGUUCCCUCUCUUUCGAAAAGCCGAUCAACGACCCGCUCUAUUCUUCACAUAAAGAAUACGAAAAGGUUGACUUCUCUACUGGCGAGACAUCUAUACGCUAUCAGGCUGAUCAUCCUAGCAAGGCGGUUGCAUGUACCCAGAACGGAUGGCAAAGACGAUUGGUGUACACCAAUGGAAGGUGUACCCAUCCCCUCCAUAUCGAGCAGGAUUUUUCGGAAGCAAACGAGGUGCAGCGGGCGAUAUUAGAGCUGUUGAUCAGGUCAACGUGGUUGCACCCAACCUCGGACGUUUUAUCUUGCAAGGUCAACACAAUGAUAUCUUUGAACGAAUUCACAGUUAAAGACAUACCGGACGACUUCUGGAAACAGGAAGUACUUGGCUGGGAACAAGAGACUUGGGGCGCUUUGCAAGUCAUGGUAUCGCGUCAUGCUAUAGGGCCCGAAGAAGGCGAUCCUUCGGCAGAUGGAUACCGCAUAGAGCCGAAGACUGAGGGCGAGUGGACGCUUUGUGGGGCGCAGAAGAUGAAGAAGACUGGUGGAUUUGUUAACAUCAACGUCUUCGGUCUCUCGUUCAUCAUAGCCUUCUCCGUUCUCGUCGCAAUCAUCGACAUCACACUCCUCAAAUUCCUCGUCUACCUCACUCGCUUCCGCCGCGCACUCGGUCCUCGCAUCGCACGCUGGACACAAGAUGGAGUAUGGCAGCUUCAGCGCCGGGCCUAUGAGGGGGAAGGCCACCGCAAUUGGACUGAUCUGGAAAGCGAAAUUCCGCUCAUGGAGAAGGGUCAUAAGCUCAAGGAUCUACCGAUCAUGUGGCGGCCUGGCAAGAGUCCGAUGAUGGUGCAGACGUCUUCGUUCGCUUCUACGAACUCGAUGGUAUCGGAGCAGCAGUCGGUGAGCGAGUUAGCGGCGGAGGAUGUGGAGACCGCGCCGGUUGUCACUGGGCCGCAGAGGGGCUGGUUUAGCUUCGCGCGACGUUAA